Messenger RNA from Didymodactylos carnosus, 2041 nucleotides. NCBI's taxonomy places the organism in Eukaryota, Metazoa, Rotifera, Eurotatoria, Philodinida, Philodinidae. The record is from the annotation of a GenBank genome assembly.
AUGGUUAAGCCAACCAAGAAAGAUGUUGAAUAUUUCAAUAAGAUGGACGACAAAAAUAUGAAAAGAAGUACUGCAAUAACAGCAGCACAUAGUUUAAACGAUUUUUUUAAUUCAGAACAUCAAGAUUUAUUGGAUAUUUUGGAAAACUUUCGUGCUCUAAAAAUGGAUCCUCUGACUGUAUUUCAUUGUCUAUUAAUUAUUUUGCCACAUGUUAGCGAUGAAUCGCAACUUUAUUCAGCCGAAAAAAAAUCCUAUAGAACUAUGAAAUUAUUCAGUAUUAUACGUGGCGAUUCUGUAUCGAAUAAAUCAACGUAUAUCAAAUUAUGUCGUCAGGCAAUUAGUUUCAUGGAAAGAAUGUUUCGAGAACAUUAUGUGGAUAAGAAUGGUACAUUUUCAUCUUGUAUUGAAAGUCUUACACAUGCCAAACUAACAAACAUUUUGGAGCGUACAUCAGUAUUUAUAUCGUCGGACGAAGAUAUUCCGUUAUCGGAGAUCGGUUUCUAUGAACCAAAAAAUUCAAAUUAUCAAAGUGUACAAGGCUUGAUUAUCAAUGGAUUUAAUGGUGUAUAUGACUUUAACCGAGCAACGAUGACAUAUAAUGCAAAAAUUCAAAAUCGGUCCAUUACCAUGUUGAUACCAACAACCGGUAAUCGAUGGCCGGAGAUUUUGUCGUACUUUCAUGGUACGUCAAAAACGAAUGGUAAGUAUAGGUUUCGUAGAACAACUGAAUUUAGUCAACAUAAGUAAUUAGGAUUAGAGCGCGUGUGAGAGAACGGGAAGAGGAACAACUAGUGCCUUGAAUAGUAGUAUAUAUGGAUUAGGCGAUUGGAUGUUUUGGCAGUCAUUCGCAUUUUGCGCUGCAUAAAAAAUUUGUAACUUUUUAAAAUUUAAAAAAAUUUAAAAGAGGGAGAAGACAUAAGCAAAUGUUAGCGACAUUUUGCUUUAUUUUCUGAUAAGAAAUAAAUUCCUUUAUUCAUUGCAGUCCCGCUAUUUUAGAUUCUAUGCACGACGCUGCUUGCUUACUUUUCAAUCCAUGCGGGUAUAUCGAAAAGGUGAUCAUACAAUUUAGCCUGAGAGAACCUUCAUCCCUUACUUACUGUACUGUGCUGCCUCCGUCUCGAAUAUUGAAAAUAUUUCCUUGCGUUGUGUCCAUGGGAAAGGAACAGAUUGUGGUAUUGAUUUGGUUGAGUAUGUAUCGUUUUUUCCCGAAGUUUUUUGUGUUUAUUAGCAACGCUUGAGGUUUUUUUAUGUAGACGCUAUUUGUUUUCUUUCUUUGUUUUUGUCGCUGGGCGGUGAGAGUGAGUGAAAAAACAACACUGACAAGUGGAAAGUGAACUGUACUAACGACUUCGACACUACUCAUUUCCAGUAUGUAUUUCUGUAGCAUAGUAGUGUAUUUCUGUAAUUUUCGGUUGCUAAUAUUUUUACUUUUUUCUUUUUGAAAAGACUUUGGUAGAGUACUUUGUGUAUAUGUGUACUCAGCGAGGUUACCCAGGUCAACUACCAUGCUGAAUUCGCGGCGCGACUCGCGAUAAAAAGUCGCUACGCGAUCACUAUAAUCUCGAAAAAAGUCGCGAUUUUCGCGAUCGCUAUGAAGUCGCGAUCCUCAAAACUGAUCGCACUGUUCACGCCGUCAGUCUUGUUCUUGUGACCCAAUCGCUAUGAUCUCUUGCAGCAACUGUUCCAGUCAUUACGCGAUCACUCGAGGAAUCACUAUUCUUGUAGUGAUUAUACGCGAAAAUGACUUUCUCGCGACGCGAGAAACGGUUAAUCGCUAAUUCACUGUUUUGUUUCGCAGUCGAUAGACAUUUAUAAAAGAACUAGAAAAACGUUCUCUUCUGAGAGAAAAUAUCCUUCUCCAGAAGAACGAGAAAAGACUUUGUAGAAAGGUAAAAUCUACAAAAUUGUUUCUCGUUCUUUUGUAUACUGCUGAACUGCAAAACAAAACAGUGAAUAGCGACUAACUGUUUCUCGCGGCGCGACAGCGGGAGUCGCUACGCGAGAAAAAAGGUCUAGCUUAAAAAUCUUUUUCAGAUUUUAU